This is a messenger RNA of Verruconis gallopava, 2876 nucleotides long. RefSeq lists its product as uncharacterized. The record is from RefSeq and is a predicted model, not a curated record. Bases 218 to 2380 code for a protein of 720 amino acids. NCBI's taxonomy places the organism in Eukaryota, Fungi, Ascomycota, Dothideomycetes, Venturiales, Sympoventuriaceae. The transcript has 2 exons. Gene Ontology annotation, cellular component: PcG protein complex; transcription regulator complex. Gene Ontology annotation, molecular function: RNA polymerase II cis-regulatory region sequence-specific DNA binding; DNA-binding transcription factor activity, RNA polymerase II-specific. Gene Ontology annotation, biological process: regulation of transcription by RNA polymerase II.
AGUUUGGCCUCGUCCUGCUCCCCCAACACCACCCGCCAGCCAGUGACAAGCCGCGCUCCGUUGCAUAACCGCUACAAGGCAGGCUGCGACCGCAGUAGUGAGAGCCUGGUGGCCAAAGCUCCCGCUGUCCACGACCCGCCCAUUCCAGUUCGACCCUCCUUUCCACACGGUAGCCACACCAGCUCGUUCCGCGACAGCCCGUAUAUAUACACACACAAUGAAUAGCAUUCCGAGGGGGAGAUCCCCUUCCGCCGGCCAUAGUGGCAACAGCCUCAGACGCAACACACCGUCGCCCAACUCCCAGGCCAGUCCGUUCCAGGCUCCCGCGUCUCUUGUAGGCGGAGACCAACCCGGCGCGUCCUUCACCACCACGACCGCGACGAAUUCUUUUGGCAACGCCUUCGACGCCAGCCAGGUCUCCUUCGCCGCCGCCGCCGCCGCCGCCGAUUUUGACUCUGGCGAAAAUUCGUUCGCCCAGCAGCCCACAUUUUCCCGGUCCGGUUACCUGGAGUCGAGUCUGCCUGAAGGUCUUACUGCCGGCGCCUCGUUCGACCAGCGAAACAACAACAACAACCUCUUCAACGACUUUGGGGCCUCAGCUCUGUCCGAAACGGGCCUUGACCCUCCUCUCUUUGCUGACCUGAACGACCCCAACGCUAGCUACUCCAACGCGAGUGCUCUCGAUCCUGCUUUGAUUUCCUCUCAGCCUAGUUCGCAAUCUUCAAGCAACCUCAUGAACCAAAUGACGACUGAAUCGCAGACGUCGCCCACCCCACCCCACCUCCUCGCUCCAGGUAUGCAGCGACAGUCAAGCAGCAGCCCCCACGGCUCGCCGGCGUUGCAGCAAGGCUCUUUCCAACAACCCGGUCGCCACUCGCGCAACACGUCGCUCGAUCCCUCAAGCGCAGCAUAUCCCCAAAACUGGAACGGGGUGGGAUUCCAGCAGCAUCGAAGGGUGCCAUCCGAUGCGCAUUCCGACGUCUCCUCGUCGGCACAUCCAUCUCCCUUUCUAGGCAACGUGGAUAGUUUUGACAACCACUCGCCCCUUCUCAACCCACAACAAGACCCCAGCAUGUACCAAGACGUCAUGCGCAUCGGUCAGUUUUCUCUUAAUGACCAGAAUCAGCCGCACCCAUACAUUAGUCCAGGUCACAGUCCGCACGUGUCUCCGCGCCUAAUACCACAGCAGCAACUCCCCACCUACACCUCGUCGGACACCUACGGCAUGGCAAGCCUUGCCCCAGCCAUGAGCAGCACCUACAAUGGCAAUUCGAAUCUGGAUAUGUUCGCCGGCGCCGGACAGGAAUCUUUUCCAGCGCUCAACCAGACCGACGCCAUGUCUCCACCUGAGAUCAGCAUUCAGUUUGCUCCGCCCUCGCGGCAAGCGAGUUUUGAGCCAUCGAGAGACGAAGGAAACAAUGGCGCACUGAGCCCUCCAGAUUCAAAUCGAAGCAGAAAUCGCAUGCGAGCCAAGUCUGAUUCGUCGCUUGGACCACGAAGCAAUUCGGCAUCGCCAAACAAUCGCGACAGCAACGACAUGCUCAAGCCUACAGCAGCGGGCGUAGGCUCACGUUCGCCCUCGCCCUCGGGCAAGAACAGGCGAUCUUCGACUUCCAGCGUUCCCAACAGAGAUUAUCUCCUUGGCCUUGCGGACCCGAGUCGUGCUCCACCAGAAGGGCCCUCGGGUGAGCCGGGUUCGGGUUCGAAGAGGACACAGAAGCACCCAGCCACGUUCCAGUGCAGCCUCUGCCCCAAGCGCUUCACGCGUGCAUACAACUUGCGAUCGCAUCUUCGCACGCAUACGGACGAGCGCCCGUUUGUCUGCAGCGUCUGUGGCAAGGCGUUCGCCCGCCAACACGAUCGCAAGCGCCACGAGAGUCUACACUCUGGCGAGAAGAAGUUCGUAUGCCGUGGGACCCUCAAGGACGGUGGAAGCUGGGGCUGCGGACGCCGCUUCGCGCGAGCAGACGCUCUGGGACGCCAUUUCCGCAGCGAGGCAGGGCGGGUGUGCAUCAAGCCCCUCCUCGAGGAGGAAGCCAUCGAGCGACAGGCGAAGGAGGCUGCGGCCGGUGGCAUACCAAUUGGCCAAGGCAUGAUGCAGCAACCAAUGGGUUUCGAUGCGUACGGCGGCAUGGCGGGCGGCCAAGGCUGGGAUCCAAGUAUGGGAGGCGCGCCGCCAAUGCCACUUCGAUUGCCGACGGUGCUUCUGCAGCAGUAUCCCACGUUAGGCAGCAUUUGGGACACGUUGCCCAACAACGCUCCAGACUACGAAGACGACAUAAGCGGAACGAGCGGCUUCGACGCAAGCGGUGGAGAGUUUGAUGAAGAAGAUUACAGACAAGGCCCGCAAUCAGGAUGGGCCAGUGAUGUUGGCUACUGAUGAAUUUUGAGCUUCGCCCUUUGUCUUUGCUUUCCUGGCAUUUUGCGCUUUUUUUUUGGGGGGGAGGACGUGUAGCCCACGUCGGCGCGUUGAAUUUUCCUGAUUUUUUUCCCCCUCUCUUGUCAUGAUUUACUCAGACUCGACGAGCUUCACAUUGCACAUACCCAUGUUACUGCUCUUCUGCACGCUUUUUAUCUUUGGAGAUGUAACCAACGUAUGUAUAUCUACAUAUACACACGCACUUUCUACGCUAUGCAAACGUACGAAACGGCCUGCACUUAUUAUGUUUGGGGAACGGUAGGGCCAUGCAAGGCUAUGAUACCACGCACCGCAGCGAUUGCACCGGGAACAUGCAAUGAAUGGCUUACGGAAUACUCUGCUCGAGUUCACAUGGCAGACAGCGAUGUUUUUUUGCUUAUUUUUGUUUUACGAUGUCCAUCUAUGAACAUUCUAUGUUUCUCAUAGAGCAGUAGACCAAUGCUAUGUAACUGAUCGU